GCACCCUACCCCCAAAGCUCACCUCCACGUAUGGUCUUCAAAACUACCAUGAAAUUCUGAUCGGAGUCUCUGUGGCCUUCAUCCUGCUGCUCUUCCUCCUCCUCCUCCUCUUCUUCCUCCUCAAGCAUCGGAACAAACGCAGGAGGUCAGGUGCUUCGAACCUUGAAGUGAAGACCAGAGCACUGCAGAAAAGCUCCAGCUCCAUGGCUGAUGUCCAGGAGAAGAACCAGUGUGCCAGUAACUAUGGAGGAGAUGCUUCCAUAAGAGAAUCCCAACCUGAGGAGGACAGAAAGAUGAACAGCCAGGACACUCCAUCUGAGGAUGCCCAGGAUGUGACCUACGCCCAGCUGAAUCACUUAACCCUCAAACGAGAGACAACUGCACCCCCUCCUCCCCCGUCAGACCAGCUCCAAGUUGAGCCCAGCGUAUAUGCUUCUCUGGCCAUCCACUAGCCCAGGAGGGACUCAGACCUCCCACUCCAGAGAGGGGAAAUGCAGGGACCCCAGAAGGCAUAGGAGCUGCCCCCAUGGACACUCAGCUACUGACCUGAGCCUGUGGAUGUUAUGUAAGCAAGCAGGAUGUCAAGAGACCUUAGACGUCACCUAAUUCUGCAGAAGAAGAUAAAGAUGAGCUCUAUAUCUUUAGAAACAGAACAAUACACUUCUACAUAAUUAGUGAUCGAGAGAAGAAAAUCACAAAUGAAGAUAAAACUUUUUUUUUUUACUUAAAAGAUAAUGUGACUCAUAUUCUUACUUGAAUGGAAAUGCAGCUGUUACGCAUCAACUGGGAAAAUUAAGUACCUAAAUGGAGUUAUUAGAAAGAGAAGAAAGCCUGACACCCAGCCACCUAGGUGAGCAUUUAAAGAAGUCAAAGAAUAACAAAUGCAUCCCACCGCAGUGGAUGGAAGGAUAUAAAAAUUAUAAAAACAUAUAUUUAUAUGGAAAAGAAUAAAAAAA
This is a messenger RNA of Myotis brandtii (Brandt's bat), 956 nucleotides long. RefSeq names its product leukocyte immunoglobulin-like receptor subfamily B member 2. Lineage: Eukaryota; Metazoa; Chordata; Mammalia; Chiroptera; Vespertilionidae. The transcript is spliced from 6 exons. The coding region runs from base 204 to 452 and encodes 82 amino acids. The record is from RefSeq and is a predicted model, not a curated record.